Tigriopus californicus is the source of this 9715-nucleotide messenger RNA. It is a transcript of the gene wb, whose product is annotated as laminin subunit alpha-1-like. The transcript has 28 exons. Bases 1 to 9684 code for a protein of 3227 amino acids. Gene Ontology annotation, molecular function: extracellular matrix structural constituent. Gene Ontology annotation, biological process: axon guidance. The record is from RefSeq and is a predicted model, not a curated record. NCBI's taxonomy places the organism in Eukaryota, Metazoa, Arthropoda, Copepoda, Harpacticoida, Harpacticidae. Gene Ontology annotation, cellular component: basement membrane.
AUGCUCUUCAAGGUGGUUUUGGUGCUGAUGUGCUUCCAGAUCAAGCCAAAGAGUGCAAGGUUGAAGUUUGACUAUCGGUUUACCUCUUCGGUGGGCUUGUUUCCGAGUGUGUUUAACAUCGCUGAAGGAGCAGAUAUUUUCGUGAAUGCCACUUGUGGUCAAUAUGAAUCCGAGGUCUAUUGUACCCUGGCUGGACUCGAUAAACAACGCGAGCAAUGUGGAGUGUGCGAUGGAUCCAAACCAGCCAAGGCCCAUCACAUGGAACAGGCCUUGGAUGGCGAGGAGACCUGGUGGCAAUCCCCGUCACUGCAAUAUGGAUCCGAGUACAAUUUUGUGACCAUCACGGUCGAUUUGAAGAAGGUGUUCCAAGUUGCGUACAUUCUCAUCCAAUCUGGACCCUCGCCCAGACCCGGGAAUUGGAUCCUGGAGCGUUCCAUUAACGGCCAACAAUGGGCACCGUGGCAAUUUUUUGCCCUGAGCGAUGAAGAAUGUUGGCAUGCCUUUGGAGUUGAGCCUCGCAAAGGGAAGCCCAAAUACGAAUUUGACGAGGAAGUGAUUUGCACGUCCUACUUCUCGGGCUUGGAGCCUAAAGAGAACGGCGAGGUUCACAUCAGUUUAGUGAAUGGUCGUCCAGGAGCCUCAGGACCUUCGCAAACACUCUUGGACUUCACUCAGGCCCGAUUCAUUCGGGUUCGAUUGCAAAGAAUUCGCAUGACUUCCCGAGAUCAACGGACCACAUUCGAUUUCUUGGAUGACAUGAGUUUGCGCAGGUACUUCUACAGUAUCCGCGAUAUCACCAUUGGAGGUCAAUGCCCUUGCAAUGGACAUGCUAGCGAAUGUCCUGUCAACCAAUCCACUAUGGAUUAUCAAUGUAAAUGUGAACACAACACGUGCUGCGCCCUUUGCGAUCAAUGUUGUCCAAUGUAUAAUCAAAAGAGAUGGAGGCCCGGGAAAUUCAUCAUGGGUAAUGAAUGCGAGAUGUGCCAAUGCUUCGGACAUGCCGACGAAUGCUUCUUUGAUCCUCAAGUUGAGGCCGAGAGAAGAAGUUUCGAUACUGACGGCAAAUUAGAGGGCGGGGGCGUGUGCAUGGGAUGCCGAGAUGACACCACCGGAGUGAAUUGUCACUUAUGCAAGGAAGGCUUUUUCCGACCAGCCGGGGUCAGCCGCUUCGACAAAAAGCCGUGCCAAAAAUGUACUUGCGACACGUUUGGCACCACCGGAGCUUGUUAUCCCGAUGGAAGCAAACGGGAUGAAGGACACGAGCCGGGACAUUGCAUCUGCAAGCCAGGAUACUCGGGAUCGUCAUGCACUGAGUGCGCCGAAGGAUUUCACGACUAUCCCAAAUGUGCUCCCUGUCCCUGCAGUUUGGCUGGCACGCUCAAUGGAGAAUGCGAUGGCGACUGCUUGUGUAAGGAGCAUGUCCAGGGGGUGCGGUGCGACCAAUGUCAACCAGGAUACUACGCCCUCCAUGAGGCCAAUGCCAAGGGAUGUCUAAAAUGUUUCUGCUAUGGAAUAUCCAGCGAGUGUGACGCAGCUGAGCUAGGAGUGGAGAAAAUUCAGCAUGCCGAAGGCUGGGUCGCCUCAGAUUUGAGAGGAACCUUGCGGGUCGAACCAUUUUGGUCGACCAUGACCAGCGGGAUCACCAUAGCCGAUGAGGAAAUGCACGAUGCCGACACUUACUUUUGGCAAGCCCCGAAGGCAUACAUUGGGAAUAAGUUGAUCAGCUAUGGCCAAAUCAUUCGAGUCUCAACUUCAUGGCAUAGAGGCCGAGGUGAUACGUCGGGCUAUUUUACCAAAGGCCCAGACCUGAUUCUUCAAGGUGCUGGAAUGUUGAUUGCUUGUGGGUUUGCCGAUUAUCCCAAUACCGAGAAUACCACAUUGGAGGUUAACCUAGUGGAAGAGGAGUGGUACCACAUCCCAGAAGCCAUUCAAAACAUUCCAGCCUCUGAUUUCCGGAAUGAACCUUCGUCCUUUAUUGGCCGACGCGUCUUUAAGGACGACUUUAUGAAGGUCCUUGGGGGACUACAGAGGCUUCUGGUUCGGGCCAAAUUCCACACUGACCAACUGGAGGGAACAACCAUCGACUUACCUCCAAUAAAAUUGAAUUGCUUCCAUAAAUCUAGGCUACACACCGCUGCGCUCGAGAUUGGAUCACAGAAGUCGUCGAAUCUUCGCAAAACUUGGGCCGUAGAAUCUUGCACUUGUCCCUUGGGCUAUGAGGGCUUAUCCUGUGAGAAAUGUUCCUACGGAUAUACGCGCGUCAACAACACACUCUUUGCUGGGGAAUGCCGGAAAUGUAACUGUAAUGGCCACUCAGCUUCUUGCGAUCCAUUUACUUUACAAUGCGAGGAAUGCCUCCACAACACGGAGGGCGUGAAUUGUGAAAAAUGCAAAGUGGGAUUCUAUGGAAACCCAGUGAAUGGGUCUCCAACGGAUUGCAAGCCUUGCAAAUGUCCUUUGGAAAUUGAAUCCAAUAACUUCAGCCCUUCCUGUGUGACCGCCACCUUGGACUACGAUCGAUAUUCAAUUGCGCCUGAGGAAUACAUUUGCACGGACUGCCCCAAAGGCUAUGCUGGAUCUCAUUGUGAAAGGUGUGCCAAUGGAUACUUCGGCAAUCCGUUGAAGGUUGGCGAAUUCUGUCAACCUUGUGAUUGCAGUGGAAACGUCAAUUUGUUUGCUCCUAAUUGGUGUGAUCACAGGACCGGCGAAUGCUUGGGUUGCCUUGGAAAUACGGGCGGUUGGAAAUGCAACGAGUGCCUGCCUGGUCAUUGGGGAGAUCCGUUCAAUGGCCAAUGUCAUGCUUGUAAUUGCAACGAAUUUGGUUCCAAACACUCGAAUUGCAAUUUGCUGACCGGUCAAUGCGAGUGUAAGGACAAAUAUGUCGGUCGGACUUGUUCCCAAUGCAAGGACGGAUUCGGGAACAUCAAAGCCGGAUGUCGCCAUUGCAAUUGUCAUCCCAUCGGAUCCGAAUCGGAUGGCUGUGAUGCAGAUAGCGGGCAAUGCCGAUGCCACGAAGGCAUCACGGGUUUGACCUGCGACUCUUGUCUAGCCAACCAUUAUGGGUUUUCACGAACCGGUUGUCAAAAUUGUAACUGCCAUCCCCAAGGAUCAAAGGCUUCGCAGUGCGAUUUAAGGACAGGAUCUUGCUCUUGUUACGAUCACGUUGUCAAUCGGGAAUGCUACCAAUGCCGAUAUGGUUAUUGGAACAUUAAUUCGGGUCAGGGUUGCGAAAAGUGUGCCUGCGACCCCAUGGGCUCCAAAGACAAUGAUUGCCACGACAUCACCGGAGCUUGCAAAUGUAAACAAGGGGUGGGUGGAACACGAUGUGCAGAGUGCCAAGAGGGAUAUUGGGGGAUUUCCUCAUCGGGAUGCAUCAAAUGCGAGCCUUGUUCCAAACCAGGGCAUAUUUGCGAUCCUGACACGGGGCGUUGUAUUUGUCCCCCCUUGACUGAAGGAGCAAGUUGUGAGACGUGCCAAUUGGGAACAUGGGAUUAUGACUCCUAUAAAGGCUGCAAAUAUUGCCAAUGCCACACACAAGGAUCCAUUUCCACGCAAUGUGAGCCUUUAACGGGUCAAUGUAAAUGCUUGCAAGGAUUCACUGGUCCAAAAUGCGAUCAAUGUCGCCCAGGGUUCUACAAUUUCCCACAUUGCCGACCAUGCAAUUGCGAUCCAGCUGGAACAAGGAAUGAUCAAUGCGCUGAGGAUGGAUCAUGCCGAUGUGAUAUGAAUGGCACGUGUAAAUCCAACCAUGCUUUGUUUCUGAGAAUAAAAAAAGUAAUCAUAACUCGUGGGCAGGAAAAUGUGGAGGGCAAGAAAUGUGCCUCUUGCCGACGAGGAACAUACGGAUUGUCCAAUCAGAAUCCCGAAGGUUGUUUCCAAUGCUUUUGCUUUGGACGAUCGAACCUUUGUGAGCAAGCCCCCUUUCAAUGGACCCAGUUGACAUUCUUCCAAGGCCGCAAUUUGAUCGUGACUCGUGGUCAAACGCAACUGAAUCAGACCCACGGUCUUUUGGAACUACCCAAACAAAGAGGGGACAUCAAAAUUGGAGUGGAGAGCCUUUUCACGACCCCACUUUAUUGGAGGCUACCGGACCUCUUCAAUGGCGACAAGAUUUUGUCGUACAAUGGCUUUUUGAGGUUUUCCACGGCUAGCAAUGGGCCCAUUCCUUAUUCACCGGGGGUCCUAGAUGAAUACCCACUGGUUCAAAUCAUUGGUAACUCUCAAGUGGUUUUGGAACACUUUCCCAGAAAAAUGAGCUCCUCUGGGAGUUAUGAAGUUCGCAUGCACGAGGAUGAAUGGGUUGUCAAGGAAACCCAAAGACCAGCCACACGUGAGAUGAUUAUGGUGGCCUUGCAAGACGUGCAAAAGAUCCUGAUCCGCUCCAGUGAUGCCAUGGAGUCCACCAAGACCCAAUUGAAAUAUGCCACGCUCGACGUGGCCAAGAACAUUCAAUCCGAAAGUCUGAGACCGGCUGUGGGUGUGGAAAUGUGUCAAUGCCCUCCCGAGUAUCAAUCCUCGAGUUGUCAAGAUCCUGGACGGGGAUUCUAUCGAUUAUACGAAAGCCACUUCAUCACCUCCGAAACAAUGAUCCGUCUUAUUGGAAGGGCCCAAAAGUGUAACUGUAAUGGGAGAGCCGAUCAAUGUCAUCCUCAUACAGGACAUUGCAUUGCAUGCCAACAAAAUACCGCAGGCCCACAUUGCAACACAUGCGCUAUGGGACAUUAUGGUGAUCCCGAAUCAGGAAUCCCAUGUCUCCCGUGUCGAUGUCCUACAGCUUACAAGAACUUUGCACAGACAUGCUCGCUAAAUCCAGUGAAGCAAUUCAACUGCGUUUGCCGAGAAGGCUACACCGGUCCCCAAUGCGAUCGCUGUGAAGAAGGCUACUACGGCCAACCCAUGGCGAGAAGCGGCCAAUGUCAGCCUUGCAGUUGCCAUCCAUUGGGCAGUCGAUCGGACCAAUGCGAUGAUCUUACCGGCCAAUGCCAAUGCAUGCCGGGUGUGACUGGUCGGGAUUGUUCCCAAUGCUCUGCUCGACACAUUCUGACCAAGUCCAAGACCUGUCAUGAUUGUAACGACAUGUGCACUGGGACUUUGUUGAAUGAGGUCUUGAACAUGGCCAAUUACUUCAAUCAUUCCAACGCGCUCAACAUCGAUCCCACGCCCGAUUUGACCUUGAAAAGGUUCGAUCAGCGAACCCAAAUAUUGCAGAAAGAGAUCAAGUCGUUUGCGGAUAGGGCCUCUCAUGUUCGAAAUCUGGAAUCCAUGGGGGAUUUCCUGAAACCUCAAGCCGAUUUGUCGUCGUUGGAGGCCAUUAAACUGCAGAAACUGUUGUCUGUGCAAACGAAGCGGGUCAAGCAAAGCUCUCUGGACAUGUCUGUUUUUAAAGACCAAGUCACUCAGGUGCAAAUUGAUGUCGAAGAUAUCAUCCGUCAUUUGAGGAAUUACGCGAUUGGCGAAUCCGCCGAUAUCAAAUUGAGGCCCGCUUUAGAAGAGGCCAGGAACAUGUUACGAUCCAUUCAACGACGCGAUCCAUCUCCUUAUGAUAUCAUGGUUCGAACUGAACUGAGCCGAGCUAGACAGACUUUGAGUCAGAUCAAAGGGAUCUUGUAUGAGAGAGAUCUAGCGUUGAAGCUGAAAGAAAGGAUUCUCUUGGGAGAAGCGAAGAUUAAUGAUCUCCUCAAGUUCAUGGACAUUGCAUUAGUGAACUUGAAAAAGAGUUUCACCUUUAAUUACCGGCAAAACUCGACCCUGAACCAAGUCAUGGGCCAGGUCGACCAGAUUCAGUACUCGAAGCAGUCCUCCGAGAAUCAUCUGAAGCGUGGGAUCAAACUCUCUCGGGAAAGCAAGGUCAUCCUGCAGGGCCUUCUCAGCCAUUUGGAUCAAAUGAAAACCAUGUUCCAACGAAUCGACUACUCGGGGCCUGGAUGGAACAGCCAUCUCAACAGGGUCAAGGAUGACCUGAGGCAAUUGGGAUCACAAUUCGUCUAUCCAUGCCGAGAAAACGCCGAUAAGCUCAUGGUCUUUUCCAACGAGUUGAAGGACAUGUUCGAAAACACGGUGGAUGUAAGCAUGGGACCGACCUUAAAGGCCGCCAGAGCCUAUCAAACCAUCAUGAUGGCCAUGGAAAAGGCGAGAGAUGCCUCCUAUCGAGCCAUGAAUGCAGCCAUCAAAGCCGACGAUCAAACGGCCAUUUUGAAGCGGGAUCGAGUGGGUCAAAGUGCAGAGGCCUCGAGAGUCAGAUCCGAGGACUUGAGCCAAGAGGCCGAGGGAUUGCGACAGAAUUCGGUCGACAUGGGAUAUCGACUCCAAUGGAUCUUGAAGCAAUGGCAGGAGUACACGGCUUUGAUUGAGGACUACGGGAAAACGUUGGAACUCAUGCGUCGGGAUUUGGGACGGGUCACCUACGUGAGUGAUAAAGCCCAAGAGGCCGUACACAUGGCGGAUAACGCUUUGGGGGAUGUUGAACGGGUGGGAGAGGGCGUCACUCGGCUUCACUUUCACAUCACCAAAGACUUAUUCCGACGGGCCCAAGAGCUCAGCAGCUUUUCCGUGGCACAACUCAAUCAAAUUCCAAGCCAAUUGAAUAAUGCUGGUGAGGAUUUCCAACGGGUUGAGAAGCAAGCCACGUACCUCCACCAUCGAACCCGAGAUGUCGAGGAAUUAAGUGCGACCGUGAAUAAGCGGUUGGCUGAGCUCAAGAGAAAAGUUGUAAUGGCUCAGCAUGCGGCAUCUGGUGUCAAAAUUUCCAUUGCCAAUGAUUGGGAAGAGGCGACAGGGUGUGUUCGAUCGUUUCGAGUGAAUAUGUCGACGAGCACGACUACCGAAAUUAGCUUGUUCUUUGCCGUGGAUACGCCAGACCGUGAUGGGUUGUUGGUGUAUCUACCCAGUACCCAGCAUGAGGAUUUCAUGGCCAUCGAAAUGGUGGAUCGACGGAUCCGAUUCCUUUGGAACAAUGGGGCUGGCACACAAGUGAUUAGUCAUAACGUCACCAUUGAAACGUCCAACGACUUGGUUCGAGAUGAGCACGCUUGGUACAAAAUCACAGCUCAAAGAGUUGGCAAUAUAGGGCGGUUAAAUGUCAAAAAAGUUACGCCCAUUUUUGACGUGCCCGGCUAUCACCGUUGGAUCGUGGGGGAGUCUCCGCCCAACGCCCAAAUCUUAGACCUCCAGCCCACUGAUUUGCUUUACGUGGGCGGGGUUCCAGACGCAAUGCGAUCACAGAAACUUCGCUCAGAGGCCAAAUUCAACGGAGUCUUGUACGAAAUGUACGUGAACAACGAAAAAGUGGGCUUGUGGAAUUUCGUUACCACGCGAGGUUGCCUCGAGACUCACAUGGGAAUUUCCGACAAAGACGACGGAUCUGGAUGUUACACGUUCAACGGACAAGGUUACGCCACUCAAAAGGACAUUGGGAAUUAUGAUCCCAAAUAUUUGAGUUUGGCUUUUGAGUUCAAAACGUUUGACGCCCAUGCUACUCUCAUGCUCAUUCACAACCCAGUAAAUAAUCAAUACAUGGCUUUGACGAUCAAACAUGGGAAAGUCCAAUUACAAUUGGCCUAUGGGUCAGGCUCAACCUUGACCUUCGAGACCACGAAAACCUACAACAGUGGAGAUUGGGUGAAAGUGGAGGGGGCGCGGGCGAUUCGUAAUGACGCUGAGACGGGUGUCCUUCGUGUGACCUUCAACGGGAUCACUGAGGACCAGAUGAGCACCAUUGCCUUACCUGAUCCCGAGAUGACCUUUGACAUGACCGACUCAGUGGUUUACUUCGGCGGUGUACCACCCACUUACGACCCGACUUACAUUGACCUUCCUACCCGGAAUUUGUUGGGCAGUUUGCGGGCAAUCAGCUUGUCUAACCCCGAGUCCAAUGGCAUCUUGAACCCAUUCAAUUUUGAACGCUUCACAUACAGCCCCUUUCAUGGGGUUGAGUCCAAUUGUGAAAGAAAGGUCAUCAAAGUGGCCAGCUUCGAAGGUGACGGACACUUGGAAGUCCCCUCUCACGAUCUGAAGAAACAUUCGACAAUGAGUCUGACUUUUGCCACUCGAGAACCCAUUGGCCUUUUGCUUCUGUCGACCUUCCAAGGGCAAGAUGCAGGCCCCUCGGGCGAUUUCUAUUCGAUCGCCAUGGUGGAUGGAAAACUGGCCUUCAAAUUUGGGUCCACAUCCCGACCAAGAGAUCCACUGUCAUUCACAUCCAAUCUUGCCUACAACGAUGGACAAUUCCAUGCCAUCGUGAUCCACCGAAUGGACCAAACGUUGCGAAUAUUGGUUGACGAUCAAGAGAUCUCUCCGAAGGAUGGCCUGAGUCUGCAUCGAAGUAUCGGAACCAUUACGGGUCCACAACAAGGGGGCCUUUAUUUGGCAGGGGUUCCCAGUCUCUUGGAUUUUGCCAUAGAACAAGCUUCCAUGGCUCCCACCAUUCAAGGGUUUAGGGGAACGUUAAAAGACGUCCUUCUCUUGGAUCGAGAUUCGGUUCGAGUGGUGGCUCUGAACGAGCCAACAAGUUUUUCCAAGGCCGACAUCGGUCGCUACAUGACUUGGUUCGAGAACAAUAUUCGGAUGACCAAUUUUUGGCAUGUCAGACCCAGGCCAAAUGUGGCCAAUCAAAACUCCUCGAGUCAAGCCCUCCAUUGUCAGAAAGAUGAACGUGAACCGUUGAGUAAGCUCUUUGCCGCUCAGUUCAGUCGCUCGGUGGGCAGUUCCAUUACGGCUAGACUCCGUAGGGAGGAGAUCCAAAAGGAAUUCGACUUGUCGUUGUGGAUUCGAACUUUCGAUCAAGACGGACUCAUCAUGGCCUCCAUAACCAAAAAGAGUGCCUUGUACGUGUUCCUCCAAGACGGCGAAAUGAAGGUCAAAUACGUCCAAGAAAGCGGCCAAGAGUAUCAAAUGGAAGUCAAAGACAUCUUUGAUCACGGGAUUUGGAAGGAGAUUCGACUGUCCAAAAAGGACAACGCCCUGUCAUUAACCGUGGACAGUCGGACUUCGGUGACCAUCGAAGUACCAAAACGUCUUCACUUGGCCAAAACGGUAGCUUUUGGCGGAUCCAGCAGCCAAGAGGGCUUGGUGGCGGAUAUUCCUUACUUUAAUGGAUGCAUGAAAGACAUCAAGAUUUUAUCGCGUCGCCUCUAUCUGCACACGGAGACCAACAAGGCCCAUAACAUCUUCCCGUGUUCCAAGCGAGUGGAACGAGGCUUCCAUUUGAGUGAAAGUUUCAUGAGUUUCCCGCUCAAGCGAGAAAUCUUGGAAGUGGAUCUCAAGUUCUCGUUCAAACACAUCAAAGCAGGCAUGUUGGGCAUUCUUCAAAAGCGGGACCACAAUAUCACUCUGGAGAUUACACACGACAAGGUGAUCGCGACUUUGCAUGGGCUUCAGCAGCCUGUUGUUCUCCAAGAGAACGUGCCUCCUCCGUCGGAUUGUGGAACAGAUCCAUGGAACACGUUAACCAUCACCACAACAAACAAAGCAUUUGGAAUUCAGCUCAAUGACAAGGUGGGCAAGGCCACGCCUAUAAACACGUUUUGGAGUCCUGGGGGCGAAAUUUUCUUUGGAGGGGCACCUUUUAUAGAUACUGAGCAAUAUUUCUCGGGUUGCGUCAAACAAGUAUCCAUCAAUGACAACGUGAUCGAUGGCAACAAGUUCCUUCUGACAGAAAAUGUUCUUCGAGACUCGUGUCCAGUUUAAAAUUGGCCAAUAAUUAUGUUUGUAUUGCCAA